Molecule: messenger RNA, 1330 nt
Organism: Ceraceosorus guamensis
Lineage: Eukaryota; Fungi; Basidiomycota; Exobasidiomycetes; Ceraceosorales; Ceraceosoraceae
Exons: 3
Coding region: 302-904 (200 amino acids)
Source: RefSeq, a predicted model, not a curated record
GCACGAUGUAGGCGUUCAACGAGAAGCGCAAUAACAACACUGGACGUCAAGGGCGAGCAGACAACGCCCACAGCCAAUACCAAAAGCUAGGGUGAAGCGAUGGCGUUCACCGAAGGUCGAGACGCACCGCGCACCUCCAGCAAGUGGUAUAAUACAGUGCGUCCAGCGCCCAGCAUGCCAUUCAUGAUUUUGAGCACACUUUUCACACCUCGAAGCGCACUCAGCUGGCUCUGGUGCGCCCGCCGCUCUUGCAUAUCUUGACUUUCCCUCUUCUUUGCCAGACCACGCACGCCACGCCGCCAUGCUUCACCUCAAAGCGUCCGCUCUUGCAGCUCUCGCGGCUCUCUGUUGCGCCCGCGUCGAAGCUGUGCCAGUGGGUGGAUCGCUUUUGAGAAAGUUGGGCCUUGGCGAUGGUGCGCUGCCAAAGAAGGAGGUGCACCCUCUGAAUUACGCGCACCCUCGCGACGAUGUGAAUCACGUGUACGGACAUCCUUAUCAGGAGGCCAACUUUCACGAAAUGAAGCCUGCCUUGCACAAAGAUGGCUACAUUCAAGGCAGCGCCCAGACCGGCGCAGUCGCAGCCUUUUUCGCCAUGCCUGGUGCUCACUGGAAAGCUGUGCCUGGAGGCAAGAUGCUUCAGACGCACGGCAAGGGAGCAGGCACGGAGAUCAAGUACAAUCCCACGGAUCACUUUCACGACGUCUCUAGUCAUGGCCGCGUCGUCGGAUCGUGGAAGGGCGUACACCCGCAGUAUCACGGCAUCUACGACAAGCACUUGACGCCCGUGCACUCCAUGGGACCAGACAGGAGGCCGGAUGCCGCCGAGGCAGAGUCUAUUCUGGUCAACCUCAAGACGAGCUCCAAGAGUCAGAGGUACAUGCCUCCCUCGACGAGCCAUUCGUGAUUGGGAGCGCGGUGGCAAGACGCGUGGCGAGGGGCGGCGACUUUUGAAAAGCACGCAUAGGCAUGUUAUUCCCCCCUCCGCCACCGCCACUUUACGCCGCGGGGCAAAGGUCUGCUCAUCAGCACGGCGUAUACGAUCGCCGUGGCAAUGUAGCGCUCGAGCAGCGAGCGUCGUCACCUCGCCUCGGACAUACUACAAAAGCUGGCUCUCGAUCUUCUCUUUGCCGCUUCCUACCAUGCACCACCUCCCUUGUCUUUUUCAAUCGCACUGCGCAAUGAGAUUCAUCGUCAUUUUCUUCGCGACUGGCAGCCUACUGGCAGGGCCAGGCUUGCCCAACUUUGCCCACGCUGCGCCUCUAAAGGGCUGUCUUGGAUGUAUCGAAGGCACCAGCUCUCGUUUCUCCGAGGCCGCGCAACACGGCUCGCA